This is a messenger RNA of Aspergillus nidulans FGSC A4, 2109 nucleotides long. RefSeq names its product protein msgA (gene dspD). NCBI's taxonomy places the organism in Eukaryota, Fungi, Ascomycota, Eurotiomycetes, Eurotiales, Aspergillaceae. The coding region runs from base 1 to 2109 and encodes 702 amino acids. The transcript has a single exon. Gene Ontology annotation, molecular function: protein tyrosine phosphatase activity; protein tyrosine/serine/threonine phosphatase activity; hydrolase activity. The record is from RefSeq and is a predicted model, not a curated record.
AUGCCCGUUCAAACCAGCCCACCGUCGCUGCCGGACUCGUUCCCAUCUUUUAUGUCCGUGUUUGGCGGGGACCCAUCGAUAUCUCUAGAGAAAGAAGAACAACCUACAAAGGUACAACCUCUCAAUUUUCCGGCCAGUAUCAACGGAAAUACGAGACGCCCUCUACCUUUCCAGCACCGUGAAAGCGUUUCAUCUGUAACAUCGGGGUCUGCCGAUUCCUCCCCGACUACUACAGUAUCAACCUUUGAUUCGCCUAUCACUACAGAUACCUCUCCCAACUCAUCACCAGAAUCCCCAACAUCGAUGCCUCUUUCUUACUCUAAAUUCAUGACCGCAUCGCGCAACUUGGAGAAUCAGGGGUUGUCCACAGCUCAAAGCAAUUUGUCCAAGAUGACGUCUGAAUCUUCAACAACCCAAAAACGACCCGAUUCCCCGGGGAGACGAGACAGAAACCUGAAAAACCUGUCGCUGAGGAUGCCCCCACCAUUGAAUUCCUCACGCCCGUCGAUCUCGACUGCUUCGAUUGUAGAAACAAACUCUCAACAUCGUCUAUCCGCCCCGCCGUCCCCUAUAAGUAUACCCCCAAAAGGCAUCCGACGGAAACCCGCCGGUCUCACAAUUCGCACGCCCGGCUUCGACCGGUCAUUCUCCAACAAUAUUUCCGAGCUGGCUCCUCCAACCCCACAUGGUCGGAUGUCAUUGCGGCACGCCGAGUCGUCGCCCUCCUUGACGUCUGUUUUCUCCCCCUCAUUCGGUCCAAAGGGUGGCAUGCAAUUACCGCGACCAAGUACACAGCAUGGUUAUCGGCGACCGUCCGCCCACUCGGAGGACAAUCUCUCUCCGGUCCCUUCCGUCGCAGACGAGGGGGCUAUCGCGGAAACUGUAUUGCACGAACUGGCAGAAGAAGACGACAUUCCGCAAUCGAGAGAGUCCGCACGACGCAGUGAGCGUGGUUAUCCGAACGGACCCAUUCAAAUCUACGACUCUGGCGUUUUUCUGUACCUGGAACCUACGGCAGAUGAAGCCUCGCGGUUCGAUGUCGUCGUCAACGUGGCUAAGGAAGUUAUGAAUCCGUUCAGCAAGACGGCCGAUAACUCCCAAACUGUGAUGAGCACUUUGCGCAAUGGGACUGUCGAUUCCAAACAACAGUCCUGUUCAACUCCCUUUUCGGCCUUUUCAGACGCAUCUUUUAAGUCAGCUCUGGAAUAUCUUCCAGGUAACAGUUCGGACUCAGAUUCGAACAACGAACCAUCAUCGCCAGAGUAUGUGCAUGUCGGCUGGGAUCACAAUUCGGAGAUCCUCCAAGACUUGUACCCGCUAUGUGAACUCAUUGAAUCCCGUAUCUCGCAAGGAAAGAAGGUGCUUGUCCACUGCCAACUUGGUGCAAGUCGAUCUGCCUCGCUGGUGAUCGCCUACGGGUUGUACAAGAAUCCGCAACUGGACUUCAAUUCGAUGUAUGAAACUGUCAAGGAACGGAGUCGAUGGGUUUCUCCGAAUAUGAGCCUCAUCUAUCAGCUAACGGACUUUCGGUCACGGCUGCUGCGUGGCUCACGGCCUUCAUCCGGGGAUUGGUCAUUGAAGGGGUCUGCACCACCAACACCGCUUCCCGACGAAGCCAUGUCCUCUCAAACGGAGCCAUCAACAGAUGCAAAUGGCAACCCUGACACUGAAACCACGUCCUCUACAGUUCCAACGCAAGGUUCUCCCAGCUCUAAUUCCCUAUCGGUACCCUUGACUAGCCACACAACUCCGGUGUCCGCCAACAACUUGAGUUUUUCCAAAUCUCUUUCAAAGAAGCGAAGUGUUUCACCAAGGCCUCUGGCUUUACGACAAAGCUUCUUCAACCCAGAGAGCGGUAACCGUUUCUUGGAGGGUGAGUCUGGUGGUGACAGUGCAGGGCGCCAGUCAAGAGAUCCCCUUGCGAAGAAUGCCGAUGAGCCCUCACUCUUUUCUCCGCGAACAACGGGCUUCAUGUCGAUGACUAGGUCUCGACCACUGUCAGGAAUCCUUGAGGAUGGGCGAUCAAACGUGGCUUCAAUUGCGGAUCCCCGGUCACCUCCUCAAGGCCAUGAGCGAUUAAUUAUGAGAAGCAUUGAUGAGUUUCUGUGA